Grus americana (Whooping crane) is the source of this 3540-nucleotide messenger RNA. Its product is annotated as coagulation factor XIII B chain-like. Lineage: Eukaryota; Metazoa; Chordata; Aves; Gruiformes; Gruidae. Bases 79 to 3510 code for a protein of 1143 amino acids. The record is from RefSeq and is a predicted model, not a curated record. The transcript is spliced from 20 exons.
AAAAUCCAGUUAAUUAUUUACAAGUGUCAUACUUAGGGAAUUUUCACAGGUGGUGGAAACUGUUGAUGGGAGACAGUAAUGAAGAUGAGAUUUAAAAGCUGUUUUUUCUUCCUAGUUGCGCUGUAUUCGGGCAAACUCUUUGCAGAAGAGAAACCGUGUGACUACCCAGCUAUAGAAAAUGGCAAGUUAAGUGAACGACUGGAGUACUACAAAAACUAUUACUUUCCAAUGAGGUUUGGGCAGCAUGCUGAUUACCACUGCAAUAAUGGUUAUUCAACCCCGAGUGGAGAAUACUGGGUUCGAAUGGUCUGUUCUGAAAGGGGCUGGUCUCCAGAGCCAAAAUGCCUCAAAAAUUGUCAUGUUAGACAGCUGCAAAAUGGUUAUUUCGCACCUAGCCAGAAGAGUGUUUACACGGAAGGUGAAAGAGUUAAAUAUGCCUGCUACGCUGACUAUCGUACUGAACAUGAAGAUGGGGAAGUCACAUGCACAAAGGAUGGCUGGUCACCUCCUCCAAGAUGUAUACGUAAAAAAAUGCCAUGUGGAAGCGUUCCAAAAGUUGCCAACGCUCAAAUUGAAGGCAGAAACAAGAAAAUGUACGAGCCUGGUGAAACAAUUCGCUACCAGUGUGAUGUAGGUUUCCUGAGUGUUGGUUCCCCUGAAAUUAUUUGCAGAGAAGGAAAUUGGACAGCACCGCCCUUCUGUGAAGACAUUAGCUGUGGAGCUGCACCUGAAAUUCCCAAUGCUUUUAUUACAAGCACUCAACAGGACAGGUAUCUGCCCGGUGCCAGCGUGCAGUAUGAAUGUGAAAGAAAUUUUCAAAUGGUGGGUGGAGAUUUUGUCACUUGUACAAAUGGAGAAUGGUCACGAGCGCCGACUUGCAGAGAUGUGACAUGUGAACCUCCUCCAGAAAUUGCUGGUGGUAAUGUUCAAGGUGUUAAAAAGUCGAGGUAUUUGCCUGGGGAGAGCGCUCACUAUCAGUGCUGGCAAGGUUUUCAGAUGACUGGGGCUUCCACCAUAGUGUGUCAGAAUGGGACCUGGACAGAGCUGCCACAGUGCAAAGGGAAAGGUGGGAAAUGUGGCCCACCUCCAGUUAUUGAAAAUGGAGACCUUCUUUCCUUCCCCAUGAAAGAAUAUUCACAAGGUACAACUCUGGAGUACAAAUGCCCAAGUCUCUAUGUCCUGGAGGGAUCUCAGUAUAUCAGCUGUACUAACGGGCAGUGGACAAGCCCCCCCGUUUGCCUAGCGGCCUGUACAGCAGCUGAAGAAGACAUGGGCAGAAACAAUAUUGAGCUGAAAUGGAUCGUAGGAAGCAAGCUGUAUUCCAGAUCGGGUGACUUUAUUGAAUUUCGGUGUAAAAGAGGAUAUGUGAAGGAUCCAGCUUCUUCCCCCUUCAGAGUACAAUGUACGCAGGGGACAUUAGAAUAUCCAUGGUGCAAGCCAGGAAAGAACUGCACACUGGAUGAGAGGACUAUGAAAAGCAACAACAUUCAACUACGGUCAUCAAGGUGGUCGAGCACUUCCACCUAUUACUCCGGGGAUUAUAUUUUCUUUGAAUGCGGAUGGUGGUACCGACCAGUUUCACACCCUGAGGAGUUUAGCCCAGAGUGUCUGGAUGGAGUGAUUAAGUAUCCUACAUGUGAACUAAUGAAGAUGAGAUUUAAAAGCAGUUUUUUCUUCCUAGUUGCGCUGUAUUCGGGCAAACUCUUUGCAGAAGAUAAACCUUGUGAUUUGCCGCACAUAGAAAAUGGACAGAUUGCCCAGUACUAUUACAAUUUCAAAAGUUACUAUUUCCCUAUGCUUAAGGAAAAAAAACUCUCCUAUUCUUGUAUGGUGGGUUAUACAACUGAAACCGGGACUCAGGAUGGAAGAAUAACUUGUACAGCGAAAGGAUGGUCUCCAGUGCCACAGUGCUACAAAAAAUGUAACAAGCCUCUUCUGGAAAAUGGCUUUUUUUACGGUACAGAAAUGUACUUCAAAAUACAGGAGAAACUGCAAUACAAAUGUCACCCAGGCUACCACGCUCCGAAUGGUGGCACUGAAGAUACAGUGCAAUGUCGGCCAGAAGGAUGGUCCUCCCAGCCAAGCUGCACUAAAAAAUUUGAGUCAUGUCAAGUACCCAAUUUACAUCACGGCAGCUACUUCACAGCCCAACAAGAGCUUCGACUGAAUGAAACGCUGCUGUACAAAUGUGAUGAGGGAUAUCAUACUGCAGGAGGAAACACUACAGAAGCAGCAGUGUGUCUAACACAUGGGUGGUCCCGGACUCCAAACUGCACUAAAAUAACUUGCUCUUCUUUGAGUGCAAUAGCACACGGAGGCUUCUAUCCCGUGAAGAAGAGCUACGAAGAGGGAGAUGUAGUUCACUUUUUCUGUGAGGAAAACUAUUCUGUCAGUGAAUUUGACCUCAUUCAAUGUUACUAUUUUGGAUGGCAUCCAGAGCCUCCCAUGUGUGAAGAUGUAAAAAAUAAGUGUCCGCCACCACCGCUUCCUCCUCAUGCCCAUAUCAUCACAGUUAGAAGAACAUACCAUAACGGAGACAAAGUUCACAUACAGUGUCAAAGUACCUUUGAAAUGCGAGGAUCUGAAGAAAUCCAGUGUGAAAAAGGAAAAUGGACAUCACCCCCUAUUUGUAUUGGAACUAUGGAUAAACAGGAAUCUGAGGCACCACCAUCACUUGAGGCGGAUGCAGCCCCAAGGGCAAGCAAAACAUAUCGCAGUGAAGAUACGAAAAUGCAGCAAAACUGUACCUCCCCACCUGUGAUUAAAAAUGGUGCUGUUCUUGGUCCAUUAUUGACAAGUUACAAAAAUGGUUCCUCAGUAGAAUAUGGCUGUCAACAUUACCAUUUUUUAGACGGACCUAGUACUGUUUACUGUGACCAAGGAAACUGGACAGAACAACCAACUUGCUUAGAACCAUGCACUCUUAAUGUAACUGAUAUGAACAACAACAACAUCGACUUGAAAUGGAGGCAGGAAGAAUUAAUUUUCCUACAUGGUGAUCUCAUAGAGUUUGAAUGUAAACAGGGAUACAGUUUUCUCUGGACUACCAUUCCAUCUCCUGGGAGGACACGAUGUAACCGCGGCAGACUGAAAUAUCCGAAAUGCAUUAUGCAAGCUCCUACCAAAAAAUGUGGCUCUCCACCUUCUGUUGUGAACGGAGCCCUUACUCUCCCACCCCUGACCCAGUACGACAGUGGUUCUUCAGUUCAGUAUAGCUGCUCUGACUAUCAUUUUUUGCAAGGAUCUGAGAGAAUCUACUGUUCCGAAGGACGGUGGACUUCACCACCAGUUUGUAUAGAGCCAUGUACUUUGUCAAAAAACGAAAUGGAGAAAAGUAACGUGCUGCUGCAAGCAUUCUAUGUGAAUCAAGCUUACUUUUACCAUGGGGAUUAUGUUGGAUUUUACUGUAAACAGAACCAUUUUGGAGCAGAAUCCGGUACAACUUUAUUUCAAGUGCAGUGUAACAGAGGACAGCUGAUGUAUCCAAGAUGUGUUGAAAGAGGAAAAUAAGUAUGGACUUCAGGAAAGCCUAUAGAAAAG